GAGACUGGAUAUAGCGGUCCCUCAUAUCGGGGCUCUCCAUUUACAUUAUUCAUACGGAGGAGGGUGUGACCUGUUGGCUGUUUUUUUCUGUCUGUAUAAAAACGAGAACUUCGCGUAAAAGAAAAUACAGAUGGAGAAGGCUAGCCGGCUCGCUGUGUCACAGAGAGUCCCCUUAAGCCUACGUGACAACUCACAUACUGUCCCUUUGUGACCAGCUUAAUCGGUAGAAUGCCCGAUGUCUGUGUGCUUUGUCUGGUUGCCGCGCUGGCUGCAUUCGCCCGGCUCGCCGGCACUGUGGGCCCCGUGGUUCGAUGUGAGCCUUGCGACGCCGGCGCGCUCCUGCAGUGCAAGCCGCUGCCGAAAGACUGUGUGGAGCGGGUGAAGGAGCCCGGCUGCGGCUGCUGCAUGACGUGCGCCCUCGGAGAGGGACAACCGUGUGGAGUGUACACGGCGCGCUGCGGCUCCGGCUUGACCUGUCGGCACCAGCCCGGGGAGAGCAGACCCCUGCAGGCUCUCCUGGAGGGACGGGGAGUGUGUUCGAGUCCCGCGUCCAAAAAACUGAACAGCGUUCUCAUGCCACCGCAAAAAGAAGAAAAUGCUGGAAAUCAGGUCGAAGACUCUGUCAAUGUCACCCAGACAAUUACAGUGCUGCCUGGUGUGGGAACUGUGAAGGAUGGACAUAGUCGGGGCUCGAUGGACACCAGGCCUCCUUUGCACAACAUAUUAAUUCAGAGGGGUGAGAACAGGAAGACCCAGAGCUACAAGGUGGAAUCAUUAUCAGGAGGAGCCAAUACGGAUGUGCACAACUUCUCUGUGGAGAACAAGAGGGAGAAUGAGUAUGGGCCAUGUCGGCGGGAGAUGGAGAGCAUCCUUAACAGCCUUAAAAUCAGCAACGUGCUUAACCCGAGAGGCUUCCGCAUACCCAACUGUGACAGAAAGGGUUUCUACAAGAAAAAGCAGUGCCGUCCGUCCAAAGGCAGGAGGCGGGGCUACUGCUGGUGCGUGGACAAAUAUGGGCAGCCUCUCCCCGGCUACGAUGGCAGGCAGUGGGGCGAGAAGCAGUGCUACAACCUGGAGAGCAAAUGAGAGGAUGGAGGAACGACAA
Pelmatolapia mariae (spotted tilapia) is the source of this 1105-nucleotide messenger RNA. RefSeq names its product insulin-like growth factor binding protein 3 (gene igfbp3). Gene Ontology annotation, cellular component: extracellular region. The record is from RefSeq and is a predicted model, not a curated record. The transcript is spliced from 4 exons. Gene Ontology annotation, biological process: regulation of insulin-like growth factor receptor signaling pathway. NCBI's taxonomy places the organism in Eukaryota, Metazoa, Chordata, Actinopteri, Cichliformes, Cichlidae. Gene Ontology annotation, molecular function: insulin-like growth factor I binding; insulin-like growth factor II binding; fibronectin binding. Bases 229 to 1086 code for a protein of 285 amino acids.